Messenger RNA from Harmonia axyridis, 2640 nucleotides. RefSeq names its product anoctamin-6-like. Lineage: Eukaryota; Metazoa; Arthropoda; Insecta; Coleoptera; Coccinellidae. The coding region runs from base 102 to 2516 and encodes 804 amino acids. The transcript has 15 exons. The record is from RefSeq and is a predicted model, not a curated record. Gene Ontology annotation, molecular function: chloride channel activity; protein dimerization activity. Gene Ontology annotation, cellular component: plasma membrane. Gene Ontology annotation, biological process: chloride transmembrane transport.
CAAUUUUUAGUUUUGGUACUAUUGUGGCGUUUAUAUUUCUAUGGAAACCUACUUUCAAAAUUUGAUCAUUCAAAAGUCGAAAAAAGGCAGUCAUAAGAAAUAUGCCCCCAAAAACAUUAGAGGAAAAAUUGUUCGAUUUACGCAAAUUCAGAAAAAAUGAUGACAUUGAACCUGUGCCUUACCAUUUUCGUGAUGCAAAAAAAAGAAUACAUUACGUUCUAGUAAUUCACGAUUCAGCUAUAUACAAAAAAGAGUCUCUAGUAAAAGUUUUGGAAUUUCUGAGUUAUUUAGAAAUGCAAGGGAUUGAAAUUGAAUUUGAAAUUGGUUUGAUGGACUCGAGCUUAGUAUAUUUGAAACUACAUGCCACUGAUGAUGUUAUCAAACAUUUAGCAAAUUUAUAUGAUGUUGAUAUAGAAAAUCCAGGACAUAACUUUAUCCCGGAUGAUUCUUUCAGAUGUCGAUUCGGAGUAACUGAGUUAACUAAGGAUGAUGGAGACGUUUUCAAGAGAGAUGGGAAACCCACAAGUUGUGAGAAGAUUAUUUUAGUCAAUAAACUUCUUUCGGAUCCUCUGCCAAUAGAUGAUAUAGAGGUGUAUAGCUUGGAUAAGAUGACUAAACUCGGCUAUAUAAAAGAUGCAUUUCCUCUGCAUGACGGUCCGUGGCAAUGGACGGACGAAAAACAAGAGAACCUGAAUGAUCGUCAGCUGUUAACAAAAUACUGGGCGAAUUACAGCAUGCUGUGCAACGAGCAACCCAUAAAUCUGGUAGAGAAGUACUUUGGGACAGAUCGCGCAUUCUAUUUCGCUUGGUUUGAACACUAUAACAUUAUGUUGAUAUUUGUUGCUAUUGUGGGAAUCCUUGUUUUGUGCAUUAAUGGAAUUAUUUUAUUGGUUAAACCGCCAAUAAUUAUUCGAGACCUGUGCAGGUCCCAAGAGUAUCUGUGUCCUAUGUGUCAACACAAAAUGUGCCAAUUUAUACGCUUAUCCACGUAUUGCAAGACAUCCAAGGCAGAAUACAUUCUUGGAAACUACAAUAAUUUGAUUUAUGCCAUUAUCAUCUCGAUUUGGGUUACUGUAUUUUUGGAGAGCUGGAGAAGAAAAGAAUGCACCUUGAGUGUUAGAUGGAAUGUUUACCAUGCGGACGUUGAAUAUAAAAUAAGAUAUGACUAUAGAGAUAAGAGCACUUAUAAGAAAAAAUCUAAAAUUACAGACUUAGUUGAACCCUAUGUCCCACGUGGAGUAAAAAUAUUACGAUACACUUUCACUUACUUCAUUGUCUUUUUGAUGGUUUUACUGGUGUCUUCCUAUGUUUUUCUCCUCAUCAUUCUGAAGAAUUGGCUUAUGUCCCUUAUGGAUACAAAACACGAACCCACGCCUACAUUUUGUGCAGCCAUAAUUUGUUCGAUUUUUCAAGUGAUCUUCAUCAAAAUCUUCUCUCUGUUCUAUACAAGGCUGUCUGUGUGGUUGACGAAUAUUGAAGUUCCUAAAACUCAAAAGCAAUUCAACGAUAGUGUUAUUUAUAAAAUAUAUCUUUUCGGAUUUAUAAAUAAUUACAUUCCGAUACUGUACACUGCGUUUUUAAGGGGACAACUCAACCCGACACCAGAAUACAAUAAACUAGAAUUAGAAAUAUUCGAUCAAGACUAUUGUUUUCCAACUGGUUGCACUCUAUUAUUGGCUAUCCAACUUUGUGUUGUAAUGGCUUUGAAGAGUAUAGGAGGAAACAUAUUUGGAGCGAUAUUUCGAAGUAUAAAACAAUUGCUAUUUUUUGCUUCCCAAACGAAAACUGUAUCAGAAACGAAGAUGUAUGUACCGACAUGGGAAAAAGAAUAUUACUUGGAAAAAAAUGACGAACUAUCAUGGGCAUGCGAGUUCUCUGAAAUGAUUUUGCAGUUCGGAUACGUAUCUUUUUUCAUUGCUGCUUUUCCCCUUGUCGGCGUCAUAGCUGUUUUGAACAACUUCAUGGAAAUCAGAUCAGAUGCCAAAAAAUUAGUGAGAGGUUACCGAAGACCAGCACCUGAUAUGAUUAAAGGAAUUGGAGCCUGGAACGAUAUAGUAAAAUUUGCGUCAUAUUUCAGCAUCGUCUGUAAUGCUUUCCUUGUCGCUUUCAAUACGAGUUUCAUACAAGGAGUGGUUUAUAAUUCACUUUACCAUAGAGGAACAGAAGGAUUUUUAAAUUUUACCUUUUCCAGAUUUGCAGUUUCGGAUUUACCCAAAGCUCAACAGAACUCCAUCAAAAAUAUUACAGAAUGUGUUUAUUAUGGUUAUAGAUACCCUCCUGAUCAUCCAAAGAAAUACAGAAAAACUGACUCUUAUUUCUUGGUGCAUACAUGGAAAUUCACAUUCGUCAUAAUUUUUGAGAACGUGAUUCUCAUGAUCAUAGGUGGAAUUUACUAUUUUGUAGAUGAAAUGCCUCGGAGGGUCAAAGAACAAUUACAUCGAGAAAGACUUUUCACAAAAGAAGUUAAAAUGAAAUUGCUUGAAGGGAAAACACAAAGUAGAAUUCUACAAAAAUAAUACCCAUUAUGAUGUAAAAAAUUUAUAGAUAUAAUAAUUUUCAAUCUGUAGGUUGAUGAAUCAAUUGAAAUUCGAAGAGAUGUGCUAAAAAAAUUUUUUUUCUUGUACCAAAGCUUUGAGAGCA